Molecule: messenger RNA, 15592 nt
Organism: Carassius carassius (crucian carp)
Lineage: Eukaryota; Metazoa; Chordata; Actinopteri; Cypriniformes; Cyprinidae
Gene: kmt2cb
Product: lysine (K)-specific methyltransferase 2Cb
Exons: 61
Coding region: 703-15342 (4879 amino acids)
Biological process (GO): positive regulation of transcription by RNA polymerase II
Cellular component (GO): nucleus; MLL3/4 complex
Molecular function (GO): transcription coactivator activity; histone binding; histone H3K4 methyltransferase activity
Source: RefSeq, a predicted model, not a curated record
UAUGGCUACCAUGGAGUCAUGGCUACAACUUUAAUAUUUGUACUCAUGCAGAAAUGUAACGUUUUACGUCAUUCUCCGUUCUACAGUCGCGUCUAACUAUCGUUUUUUGCUUGUACAAAUUGGGAACACCCUGGCAAGGAGAUCAUCUCGACGUGUUUAGCGUAAAUAAAGUAGCCGAUUGCUCGAAAUUGCAGCUUGCUCCGCGAGCUGAUCGAAAUCGUCAGGAUUGAAAGAUUGAAAGCGAAAUCUGCUUUCGGGUUUCCCUCAUUCGGGGAUAUUUUGGGCUUUAUGUUAUUUCCCCGAAUGUGGCCAGGGCUCGGCUCCUGUCAUCACCUCGCAGGAGCUCAGAUAGCGGUCGUUAUGGCUUGUUUUCGGAUGAGGGAUGUAACGUUAACCCGCGAGGAUUUGGCGAUGUGGGAUGAAGCCGAAUAAAGAAAAGUGAUCCGCUCAAACCGAAGGAAAGCGGGUGGUUUCUGCCUAUGGAUUAAACAUUGUAGACUUAAAAAGUGGAUUUUACUGGAAUACGUGUACAGUAUCGUGGAAGAUAUCGCUUUGUCACGCUGGCUUAUUUUCCUGAGGAAUAGUGGCGUAUUCCUCCCCAACCCCCAGCGCCAAAAAACACAUAACAAAAGUACUACAUGUCACGUAUAUGACGGUUCUUGUCAUGAAGGAAAUAAAUAAAAAUUGCUAGGGUCGAAGAGAAUGUCAUCAGAGGAGAAAAGUCUAGACCCCUCUGACAAAGGACCCUCGCCACCUCCUAACAGCUCUGGGGCCACUCCCACUGGAAGUCCGGCCCCUACAGAUAAGCGGCCCCGGGGCCGCCCUCGUAAGGACGCGUUAUCCACGGCAACACCGCUUCAGUCUGUGCCUAGACAGAGAAAGAAGAAUCGGGGGCGAGGAAAAGCUCUGGUGGAGGAUGAAGACAGCACAGAUGGAAUGGAGACCGCAGAAACAGGAAGCACACAGGAGACAGUCACUAAAGGGGAGCAGGAGGAGACAGCGGACGCCUCUGCCGUGGCAGUUUCAGCAGAGGGGGAGGAAGAGGAGCAGUCAUCAUCCCCUCUUCCUGCGAGCCCUGAGACGGGGGCGGCACAAACAUCAUCAGCCUCUGGAGAAGCUAAAAGCAGCGAACAGCUCUGUGCCUUCUGUUACUGUGCUGGUCGAAGCCUGUUGGGUCAGGGGGAUCUGAAGCCAUUCAGGGUCACACCCGGAUAUGACCCUCCACUCCCACAAUCCUCCACAGAGGAGGGCCACGACUGUGACGACAAGAAUGGGGCUGCCAGCCAAUCAGGGAGGCAGAGGGGCCCAGAGAGUGUCGGGGCCGAGGAAGGAGGAGGCAGAUUCUGGGAGGAGCUUCGUCACGUCGGUCUGCCGGACGACAUCGAUGUCCGAAAACUCUUUGAUGAGUCGGGUCAGUGCUGGGCUCAUCAAAGCUGCGCGUUGUGGUCAAAUUUUGUGUGUCAAGCGGAGGAUCAAUCACUGCUAAAUGUGGACAAAGCCAUCCACUCAGGGAGCACAGAGCACUGUGCAUAUUGUAAGCGCCUUGGAGCAUCCAUCAAGUGCUGUGAGGAGGGGUGUGAUCGCUCGUACCAUUACCCCUGCGCGGGGGCCGCUGGCACCUUUCAGGACUUCAGGAGGCGCUCUGUCCUGUGCACAGAGCACAUUGAGCUUGCCGUCAGCAAAUAUGAAGAAGAGGCGAACUGUAUAUUGUGCGACAGCCCCGGGGAUCUCCUGGACCAGCUUUUUUGCACCAGCUGUGGGUUGCACUACCAUGGCAUGUGUCUGGACAUCAGCGUCACUCCUCUGAAGAGGGCAGGCUGGCAGUGCCCUGAGUGCAAAGUCUGUCAGACAUGCAAGGAGCCUGGAGAGGACACUAAAAUGCUAGUGUGCGAUAUGUGCGACAAAGGCUAUCACACUUUCUGCUUGCAGCCGGCUAUGGACUCUAUCCCCAUCAAUGGCUGGAGGUGUAAGAACUGCCGGGUGUGUGUUCAGUGUGGCAUCCGGAGCAGUGAACAAUGGCACCACAACAGCCUUCUGUGCCAAACCUGUGGCGAUCAACAGGACACCACCGUCCCCUGCUCAUGUCCCAGCGACAUAGAUCCUGAUGUCCACAAAGAGCAAUUUUCUUGCCAUCAAUGCAAAAGGUGGUUUCACCCACAGUGUGAACGACCAGGUGAAGGUCACACACAUCCACAGUCCAAAGAUGAUCACAUAUGCUCCAUCUGUAGAAACGCCGGCUCUGAAUCAGAUCCUGUGCGUACGGAUGCAGAAGGAAUAAAGGCGGAGAUUCAAUCACAUGUGGAUGUUGAAGAAAACGCACAGCCAGUUCCAACAAAAAACGAUUCUGAGCCUGCCGAAGUUCAAGACGUAGAACCUCAUCAGCCUGUCAGCGAGAGGCAGAGUGUAGAGCAGCAAAUAGAGGAGAAACAAAUGACGGAAAUUGUGGCAGACGCUAGUGAUGAUUUAGCCAAGCCAGAGUGCAGCGAGACCUCAGACCACGGCCUGGAAACUGAGCGGACUUCAGUUACAUCUCCUCAGGAGACAAAAGGUCCUGAAGAUUCAGAGCCGCUUAAGCAGGAGCUGGUUUCAUCUCCAGAGACAUCCACAGUACAGCAGCUUGUGUUUGAAGCAGAGGAUCCUUCAGAGACGUCAUCUACACUCACCGAAAACAUCUCCCAAAAUGAGGAUGACAGCAAGCCCUGCCUGGAGGAGCAGAGAACCAACCUAUCACCAGCCAAAGAGCCAACUCCAGCCUGUACGGCCCAUGAGGAAGAACCCAUGGAGGUUUCCUUCACAGAGGAACCUUCCACAGUGGCUCGUGGAGUUACUGUAGAGCCUGAGGUUAGUACUGCUGAGACUACACCAGGAGUUCAGAGCCAGGAGGAAGGGGAUGUUAUGGUGCAGCAGCGCAGAAUUAUUUCUGAGAGCCGCAUGCAGGAAGUGGACAUCACUAUAGAUGGUGAUGAGCAAUGUUUGGCCAAGCUGAGUUCUCUGGUGGAGGAGAGGACAUCGUUACAGCAGCCUCCAUGCAGGCAGCCUGAGGGUUUGCCCUCAGUUGGGCAUGGGGCGUCCCAGCUCCAGCUCCAUGCUGUCUCAGGACAAGCCAUCAGCAAUGUGCCUUCAUCCACCUUCAUCCCAUUCACUCCAAAAAUCGGCAUGGGCAAGCCGGCCAUCUCUAAGAGGAAGUUUUCACCUGGAAGACCCAGAGUCAAGCAGGGAGCAUGGAGCGCCUCCCACAGACCGAGCUCCCCCUCAUGGUCCCUUGACCCGACUGAGGGCUGGGACGGGCCAAAGAGCAGGCAGCCCCACAGCACGGCCGCCUGGAUAAUCCGUGUGGGCGGGGGAUCUGGCUUCCCCAGCAGGAGACGGCCCCGGGGCUCGGGUGUCACGGGUCGGGGGGGACGUGGCCGGGCCAGAAUGAAGAAUGGAGUCCCUCCAAUCCCAACACCAGGAAUAAACCUCAUGGAACCCAUUUGCACAUUUAAGGAAGAGGAAGAAAACGCCUUGCACAAUACAGUAGUGAUUUUCUCUAGUACAGACACGUUCACUAUGAAGCAGGAUAUGUGUGUGGUUUGUGGGAGUUUUGGACAGGGUGUGGAGGGUCGACUCUUGGCCUGUGCUCAGUGUGGACAGUGUUACCACCCCUUCUGUGUCAACAUAAAGAUCACUAAGGUGGUGCUGAGAAAAGGCUGGCGGUGUUUGGAGUGCACCGUGUGCGAGGCGUGCGGUCAGGCCAGCGAUCCCGGCCGUCUGCUGCUCUGUGACGACUGUGACAUCAGCUACCACACAUACUGCUUAGACCCGCCCCUGCAGAACGUGCCCAAUGGGAGCUGGAAAUGCAAAUGGUGUGUGUCCUGUACGCAGUGCGGAGCCACGUCUGCGGGUCUGAGCUGUGAGUGGCAGAAAAAUUACACUCAGUGUGCCCCUUGCGCCAGCCUGGCAUCAUGCCCGCUGUGCCAGCAGGACUACAGCGAGGAGGAGGUCAUCCUGCAGUGCCGCCAGUGUGACAGGUGGAUGCAUGCCUCGUGUCAGGGAAUCCUCUCAGAGGAGGAGGUGGAGAAGAUUGCAGACACCAGCUUUGACUGCAGUCUGUGCCAAGGACACCCCCCCAUCUCUCCCGCGCCUGGCACGCCGGCCAAGUCUUGUCUGGAUUUAGUCGAGUCUGUUUUCAUCCCACAGAGAGUCACAAAAACAAGAGAUCCUGAGCUGACGAGGACGUACACCCAGGACGGUGUUUGUCUCACAGAGACUGGUUUGUCUCAGCUCCAGAGUCUCGCCAAUGCAGCCUCGCGGCGGAGACGCUCCAAACCCAAACUCAAGCUGAAGAUCAUAAACCAGAACAGUGUGGCCGUGCUGCAGACGCCUCCAGACCCACAGACUGAACUCUCCAGAGACGGAGACCUGGACGACACCAAAAAAGAAGGGGAGAUGGUGGACGCUGAGGGAAAGUCAGACUCCAGCCCGGAGAGAGAGGCAGCAGCAGAAGAUGACUCUAAAGACACAGAUCCCUGCAAGAAGAGGAAGAGGAAGCCCUACCGCCCGGGUAUUGGAGGAUUCAUGGUCAGACAGAGGAACCGGAUGGGUCCGGGCAGAACCAAACAGGCCUUGUUCAGGAAGGACUCCACUGGCUCUGAGACCCUGCAAGGCAAAGAUGAGAGCUGGGGUGACCAAGCGCCUGACACUCCAAUUGAUGAAAAACCUCCUUUGUCUGAUUUUCCCGACAAUCCUGAGGUUAAAAUACGGAAACGCUACAGGAAAAAAAAGACCAAACUGGAGGAGGCUUUCCCUACUUACCUACAGGAGGCCUUCUUUGGGAAAGACCUGCUGGAUAAGAGCAAACAGAGCAGACAGGAAACCACGCGGCUACUAGAGGAUGAGCGAGAAAGGAAACAGCUUUCGGCCAAUCAGAUGAAGCCACUGUCGAACAUGUCACUCAAUGCAUCAGCAGCACUGCUGCCCAGUAAAUCAGUAGCAGCACAGAAUUCUGUGGAGCCUCUAGUGGACCUUUCCGAAGAGCUGAAAUCAGACACAGAGCUGCUGGGAAUGUUUUCAGAUAACAAGCAAACAGAGGAGUCUGGUCUUGAUUUUUGCCCUUUCCAAGUUGAGUACUCUCCUUCACCAUUUGGUCUGGACAUUGCUCCUUUAACAGAGGACGCAUCUGUUUCAUCUCAAACUCAUCUAGGCCGAACUCACCCCCGUCAGGUGCCCGAGGAGCCACUGGAUGGCAUCCUCAGCCCUGAACUGGACAAGAUGGUCACGGAUGAAUCAAUACUCAGCAGACUCUACAAAAUACCAGAGCUUGGUGGGAAGGAUGUGGAGGAUCUCUUUACAGCUGUCCUGAGCCCUAGCACCAGCCAACCUCCUCAGAUGCCUCAACAGAUCCAGGGAACUCAAACCCUGCAAGGUCCUGCAGGCCCUGGUUUACAUUCAUCCCAACCCAGCUCAGGAAUGUCUUCACGAAUGCCAGUGAUGAACGGUUUGAUGGAACCCAAACUGCAGUUUUCACAGUCCCAAAUUGGUCCUGGAACAGAGCCUGAUACGGCUCGAAAUAUCCCAUCAAUGCAGCGCAUGCCUUUCUCAGACAAUCUUAGGGACAGGAAGUUCAAUCUGAUGCAGGAGACUGCUGGUCCGUGGUCCGCUACAGGGUCAGCUUCUGCCUCUGCUCCAGCUGCUGUCUCUGAGGUGGAGGGAGACUCCAUGUCCACAGCACAGAAAAGCACUCUGAAGUGGGAGAAAGAGGAAAUGCUUGGAGAACUUGCCACUGUUGCACCAGUCCUAUACACUAAUGUCAACUUCCCAAACCUCAAGGAGGAAUAUCCAGAUUGGUCAACGCGAGUGAAACAAAUUGCAAAACUGUGGAGAAAAGCAAGUUCACAGGACCGGGCUCCGUAUGUGCAAAAGGCCAGAGAUAACAGGGCAGCCCUGCGCAUUAACAAAGUUCAAAUGUCCAACGAGACCAUUAAGAGGCAGCCGCCUCAGCCACAGCAGCCUUUAGAAGUCUUUGAUCCUGCUAUUCCACCACUGGACCCAGAAUUACUGUUCAAAGAUCCACUGAAGCACAAGGAAUCAGAGCAUGAACAAGAAUGGAAGUAUAGACAGCAAAUGAGACAGAAAAGUAAGCAGCAAGCUAAGAUUGAAGCUACACAGAAACUCGAGCAGGUGAAGAAUGAACAACUUCAACAGCAGCAGCAGCAACAGCUCCCGUCAAUCAGCCAAUAUGAGCAUGACUCUUCCAGUAACCUGAAGAGUCCAGUGUCUGUGCAUUCCAACGAUGGGAAUAUGUCUCCCAAGCAACCCAGUUCAAAAAAUGGGGUUUCAAAUUCACAGCUGCCUGGCACGCCCACAUGUUCCCCAGAUGAUGUCUUUUUGCGCCCUCAUCCACCACCCCCAUCUUCAGGAUCUCAGCCACAGAGCCCUCAGAUGUUCUCCCCAAGCUCUUCUGGCUCUAGACCAUCCUCACCCUGGGAUCCCUACACCAAAAUGGUAGGCACCCCCAGACCACCAACUAUUGGACAGGGAACUCCAUGCCGUAGCUCAGACUCAGGGAACUCUCCCAGAGGUCUUUCAGAGCCAGUUGGCUCUCCAACAGCCAUAUGUAAUGACCCCUAUGCCAAGCCCCCAGACACCCCAAGACCAGCAGGAGCUAUAGACCCUUUUCUCAAACCUAUGUGCCCUCCCAGAGCUAGUCAGAAUUUGGAAGGGAGGCAUCUUAUUGGCUCCCCAGGCCAUGAUCCAUUCUCUAGGGUGUCUGUGAGAAAGGAAGCCUAUCAGAGGAUGCCUCAGGGCAGGAUGAUACUCUCAGACCCAUAUGCUCGUCCUUUACUCACACCUAUCCCAGGGAGCAAUGAAUCUGGGUCCGUCCAGGUCUUUAAAACCCCUAUGCCACCCCCUCAGACUCAGGAACAAUAUGCAGGUAUGCAUGCCCGGAGAGCAAAUGGGGAUCCCUUCGAAAGACCAAUGAUGCCCCCUCGUUCCUCUGAGGGAUUCUCGCAGAAUCAACAGAAUGAUCCUUAUGCUCAGCCUCCGCUCACUCCUCGACCUGCAGUUAGUGAUGGCUAUGCAAAUCAAAGGGUUUCACGACAGCCCCAAACCCUCGCUUUUUCUCAGCCUAGGCCAAUGGCACGCCAGCCUUCCUGUAAUCCAUAUGGUCGAGCCCCCUCCACCCCUCGACCAGACUAUUCCCAGUGUGACUAUGGACAACAACCUGCUACACCAAGACCUUUGAGUGACCCUUUUACUCAGUCUCCAUUUUCUAACCCAUACACCAGAAUGCCAGGCAAACCUAGACCACAUGACCCUGAACCGUACUCCCAGCAGCCUGUAUCUCGCCAUCCGGUCAUGAUGAAUCAGCCCUCUCAGCAGCAGACUCAAAACCGCAUAAUGUCCCCUAUGUCAAUGGACCUUUACGCACAAUCCCCUGGUACCCCACGCUCAGGAAUGGCAGAUAGGUUUCCCAAGUCUCCAAGUCACCAAAGGACUCCUGAUCCUUUUAAUCAACCUCCCGGACUACCACGGUCUGCUGGGCCUGAUCCUCAUUCACAGUCAGUGAGAAGGUCCCAGUCAUUACCUAAUGAUUCAUGUGCACAUCCCCCACGAACACCUCAGUCUGGAGGCGUCGGACAGGGCUUUGGACCUGGGCCCAUGUCUAAUCAAGAUCCAUUCUCUCCUUCUCAAGUCUUGAUGUUAGACACAUUUGCCAGUCCAACAAAACAUGGACCUCAGCCUCUCAAACAUCUGGGCAUGACAGAUGAAACCGGAUCUCAGCUGCUAUCCGGUAGACCCAAUCAAACUCCCAUUCAUGACCCUUUUGAGCAGGCCCCCAUGCUUCCACAUCCUCAGUGUGGACACAACAAAGAACAACAAGGUUUUGUACAGAGUAUCAGUUCCCACACAAUGGUCCAGCCCAGCUCUGAAGCUCAAACGGUACCACUUGCAGAAGCUGAGGAAAGACUCAGACAGCGUCAGCGUAUUCGAGAGUUGAUCCUCAAACAGCAACAGCAGAAAAGUGCCAUACGUCAAGACAAGAGAGUACAGGAUCAUCCUCUGAACAUGCUUCCAGGAACCCCUCAGCACUGGAGUCAGGAGUCUACAGGCCAACAGAGUGAAAUGUUUAAUCGCCCGCCACCACCAUAUCCUGGUCCAGGAGCUGUAAGACCCCCUCAGAGAUUCCAUGGGCCAUUCCCAGGAGAUCAGCAGGGACAUUUCCCUGAAGGCCAGUUUCCUAGACUACAGUUUCCUGGGGAUGCUGACUCAAAUAUAAGGCAGAUUGGGCCAAGGAUGCCCAUCACUCCUAAUAACCAAGGUCCUCUGGUAGCUCCAAGGCCUCAUCAGAUGCAGGACCCAAUAAUUGAAGUUCAUCCACAGAUGAAAAGAUCCAUGUCUAUGGAUUUUGGAAAAACAAUAGGCAACCCUUUAGUAACCUCACAUUUGCCUCCUCGUGACCUGCACAUGCAACAGCACAACAUCAUGGGGCAGCCUUUUAUAGAACUGAGACACCGAGUGCCAGAUAGCAGACUGCGGCUUCCCUUUGGAACUCUUACUAUGCAGGGAAAUCGAAUGGAAUUGCCCUCACAGCAACGACCCCUAAGUUUCAUGGAUGGCCAAGAAAUGGGAUUCCCCUUCAGUCAGAUUCCAAAGCCAAUGGACACAACAAUGAAUCAGUCUCAGGUAGCUAAUACGCAGAUGCAGGCAUCUCUCAGCUUGGGAAAUUUACAGCAGGCCAAUAUUCCCAUGAAAGUUGGACAUCUACAAAUCCCCCUGACAAGGUCUAUAAGCCAACCUGCUUCCAACGAGACUCUCAGUGCUCUACAUAUUGCUGCUACAUCUGCUGUUCAAAAUGAUGAGGUCCCUUUAUCCACAAAUGAAGUACCUGAGGAGAAAAUCGAUACUGAUGAAUCUGCUGUGAAGGACCUUGAAGAUGUUGAGGUGAAGGACCUUGUCGAUGCUGACUUGGAGAACCUAAAUCUCGAUCCAGAUGAUGGAAAGGACUUGGAUCUUGAAACAAAUGACCUGCAUCUAGAUGACUUCUUAACAUCUGGAAAAUUUGAUAUAAUUGCUUAUGCUGUUGCUGAUUUAGAUCUUAGCGAGGACCUGGAUCUUAGUGAUCCAAUAGAAGACCACACUGAGACAUCUGAUUUCCAAAAGACAAAAGCAGAGAAAAAGACUGAUAGUUUUGAUGGCUCAUCACCAUCAUGCUCUACAUCGACAGCGAAGGAAGUGGUAGACAAGAUCACUCAGUCUCAAGCUCAAAGCGUUCCCCAGGAUCAGGUGCUGGUUUCUUUGAAAACAGAGGAGGAUAGCAAAAAUGGAAUUAAAGAUUGCUUGUCCCAAGACACCUCUUGUAAGAAUCAGGUAAAUGAUGGUGCUGCCAUUAAUCAAGCUGGCUUUGAAAAUGACAUUGAUGCCAGUUUACAAGUAUCAAAGUCUGGAAUUCACUCCGAUGCUACUCCGGUACUUUCAAGCAUGCUGGUCAAUGUACCACUAGAAGGUGAAUCACAGAAGCAUGAACACUGUGGACAGUCAGCGGCACAAAGCAACCCUCCAAAUCAAGAAGCUACCAUCUCACUGAGUAGCACUAUGCUGGGGCAAGGAAACUUCUCAGUGCAGGGGAGGGAUACUAGCGUCAGUAUUGACCAAUCGUUGGUGUCUUCUCAUGGUGAAAGUGCAUUAGAAGUCCCAGGCUCCAUACAGGAACAGCAGCAAAGCCAUAUUUUUGGUUUGGAUCAAAAGGAUGCUGUACUCUCAGGGGAACAACACAGUAUUCUUACUCAACAGGCAAUGCUGUCACAGCAAGACCAUCAGAACAGACCACUGCUUCUGGAAGAGCAGCCACUUCUUCUUCAAGACCUCCUGGAUCAGGAGAGACAGGAGCAGCAGCAGCAGAAGCAAAUGCAAGCUAUUAUAAGACAUCGUUCUAGCGAGUCUUUCUUCCCCAACAUAGAUUUUGAUGCUAUCACAGACCCUAUAAUGAAGGCAAAGAUGGUUGCAUUGAAAGGAAUCAAUAAAAUGAUGGUCCAGAACAACAUGGGAAUGUCUCCUAUGGUCAUGAACAAUGUCCAGACAGAGCAGGCGUUACCAGGCCCCGAUGGAGAUAUAACUCCAAUGCAGUUGGCUGGACAGGAUGACAAACUUGCUCCUCAUAUGGCACGACCCAAUCCCCCAAAUUUUGGGACAGGAUUUGCCCAUGAUGCACAGAAGGUUCAGCAUGAGGACUGGCUCAGGGAAACCCAGCAGCUGCUUCAGAUGCAGCAGAAGUUUUUGGAGGGGCAGAUUGGGGCCCACAGAAAGUCAAAAAAGGCCCUGUCAGCCAAGCAGAGAACUGCCAAGAAAGCAGGGCGAGAGUUUCCUGAGGAGGACGCAGAGCAGCUGAAACAUGUGACAGAACAGCAGGGGGUGGUGCAGAAACAGCUGGAACAGAUUCGCAAACAGCAGAAGGAGCAUGCAGAGCUGAUAGAGGAGUACAGGGUUAAACAGCAGCAACAAGGUGUCAUGCAGCCUGCAAUGAUGCAUGGAAUGCCACCAAUGCAGCCUCAUGCUGGUAUGAUGCCAGUUGGGCCCCCAAUGAACCAACCUAUGAUGGGUCCCAUGAUGCCCAUUCGUCUCCACCCUGGCCAACCAGAUGCAGCUAAUGUGACCAACACAGCAGGUUGGCACCCUGCUGCACCUGUUCCCAGUGGAGGACCUCAAAUGCCAGGAGUAAUGCCCGCUCAGGUAGUGCAGGCACAGCCUCCUCAGCCAUCAGUGGCUAAGCCCAGUCAGGGGCAGGCAGGGGGUGAGUCUUCUCAUGUGAAUUUCGACGAUACCAACCCAUUUAGCGAAGGCUUCCAGGAACGUGAGCGUAAAGAGCGUUUACGGGAGCAGCAGGAGAGGCAAAGGGUGCAGCUCAUGAAGGAGGUGGAAAGGCAGCGGGUAAAACAAUGCAUGGAGCAGCAGCAAGUCCCUAACUGCCAAGAUGGCACCAUGAGGGCCUUGUCCCAAAUGCCUUUUUAUAACCAGGAGCUACCACAGGACUUCAUGCAGCCACCCAGAAUGCAGCAGCAGAUGCAAUGUCCACCAUUUCCAAAGCAGCAAGGCAUGCAACCAGGGUUCGUUGGAAGACCUUCCAGACCAAUGAUGGUUAACGGACCAUUCCCUCAGGAAAUGGGACCAGGGUUUGUUUCUGAGAACCUAGCACCCCAUGGGCCUAACUUUGUCCAAGCACAAGCUAGACCUCUGAGAUAUCCUGGGCCAAAUAUGAUGCCUCAGAAUACAACUCAAGGGCAUCAGUUUCCAAACUUUCCAGGUCCCGGUCCAUCACUUAUUCAGCUGUACUCCAACAUCAUUCCAGAGGAGAAGGCCAAGAAGAAAAGGAACCGCAAGAAGAAGAAAGAUGAUGACUGUGAGUCUCUGAGAGCUCCUUCCACACCUCACUCAGACCUGACAGCCCCGUUAACACCCUGCGUCUCAGAUACAUCAUCCACACCAACAAGGAACCCAAUGGUCUUUGGCGACAAUGAGUUCUGCGAAACGUCCCAGCCUGGAUCGUCUACACCAGGCUCCAUGAGCAGCCAGCCCCACUCUGAGCUGGAGCGCCAGCUCUCUGAAGGCAGCUGCGGUGGAGGGCCAGAGAUGGCCAUGACCCAACAGGAAAUGCAUGACAGGAUCCUGUCCAACAUCAAAUUGGAGAAGGUGGAGGCGAGUGACUGCCAAGGGCAUAAGGGAAUGGAGAUGGAAAUGGGACUAGGCAUGGUCAAGGUAGAGGGAGAGAGGGAAGGAAUGUUUCCUCAUCCUGCGAGCCAAAGUCCAGCCAACAGCUCCAAAUGCGAAGCUGGGAAUGAGCUCCUCAAACACCUCCUGAAGAAUAAGAGGACUCCACCUCCUGCACUGCCCCACCAGAGGUCUGAAGACAGUUUGAGGCCAGAGGAAGAGGGAUCCAUGGACUACAAAGCUUUUCUGCGACAGAGCUCCAUGGACAGCACUGGGACAUUUUCGGAUUCAAACCACCCUGAUUUCCCUGGGCCAUUACAUCCAGAGGACAAGAAGAAACAGAGGAACAAGAGGGCACCCAAGAGUGGAGACAGACCUGCUCCCCGUUGUAAAAAGCGGAAGAAAGAAGAGGAUGGGAAUCAAGCAGUGUAUUCUUCUACUGAGCCAGUAAUGACCCAGUUAAAACAACAGCAGGUUUCUCUCUUGCCCCUAAUGGAGCCUCUUGUGGGGGUGAACUUUGCCCAUUUCGUGCCCUAUGGGGGCGGCCAGCUGGACGGAGAGAGCCGUCUCUCGGGCACAUUUGGGAGCGCCUCAUUGGACGGUGUCUCUGACUAUUACUCCCAGCUGAUUUAUAAGCAGAAUAAUUUGAGUAACCCUCCCACGCCUCCCGCCUCUCUUCCCCCGACUCCUCCUCCAGUGGCGCGCCAGAAGUUACUCAAUGGCUUUGCCACAACAGAGGAGCUUGCCAGCAAAGUCACCAAAGGGCUGCUUUCUCGACCGCUGCAGUUUAAGGCUGAGGAGGAGCUGCUGGCUCGAGCUCUGGCUCAGGGGCCCAAAACUGUGAAUGUGCCGGCUUCUCUUCCCACCCCGCCUCAUAACAACCAGGAAGAGCUCAGGGGACAGGAGCACUGUGAAGACAGAGACACCCCGGACAGCUUUGUCCCGUCGUCCUCCCCAGAGAGUGUCGUUGGCAUGGAGAUCAGCCGCUAUCCUGAUCUCUCAUUGGUCAAGGAGGAGCCUCCUUCUCCAGCCCUGUCUCCAGUAAUUCCAAUCUUUCCUGUCUUUAGAGGCCAAGGCUCAGAGGUCAGGUUACGAGAGGUCAAGACGGAGCCUUCAUCAGUGUUCUUCGGCUCUCCAUUUAGAUCAGUGCAGAAUGGCUCCAACACUGGACUUGUGUCCAUCGCCAUCACGCUGAAGCCAGCAGCUGCUGAGAACAUCACUGACGUUGUUGCAGCCAUUGCUGACCUGAUCCGUGUGAAGAUCCCCAGCAGCUACGAGGUCAGCAGCGGCCCGGGGGGAACUAUGGGAGCCAUCAAGACCUCAGUGGAUCCACAGCGUCUGACCUCUGCCCUUCACGAGCAGAAUGGACUGCGGGCCACACAGCAAGCACCCCAACACCUGCAGCUCCUGCACAACCAUACCAAAAGUCUUGUUGGCGGUAGAGCGCAGAAUAAGAAGAUACAGGAAAGCCAAGGACCGAAGCAACAAUGGUGUCAACACUGUAAAGUGGUUGUCCUGGGAAAUGGUGUGAGAAAAAUUACCAAAGAUGAGCAGGGCAAACCACAGGAGUCUCAGUUAUGUUCGGAUGGUGGUUUGGUGUUCUGCAGUCACAGCUGUCUCAUUCUGCACUCAUCCUCCUCUCAGUCCAAAGGGAAUGCUGACACCAAGGCAUCUGUUGCUCUACUUCCUGAAAGUGCUCUGAAUCAGAGUCCCUCUAAAGUUCAUCACCAGUACAGCAACAAUAUGUCCUCGCUGGAUGUCCACUGCCUGGCCCAACUCCAGCCCAAACCGUCCCCUUCCUCUCUGAACCUUCACACGGCUUUCACAACAGCUGAGGCAGCUCAAGCGAUCAAGAUAGAAUCCAAACCAGAAAGAAUAUCGGAGAGCCAUCUUAAAAUGACGGUAAAGCUUAAACCAUGUUCCCAGAGCCACAUGGAAGACAAACCAUGGCAUCACGGCAAAAGGUGGAAAGGCCUGCGCUGGCGUAAGUGGACGGUACACAUCACAAUACCAAAAGUUGCCACCCAAACAUCGGAGUCAGAAGUUGAGGAGCUUUUACAGCAGCUCAACUCAUCUCUGCGGCUGUGCUCAACCACCCUCGAUCGGCGCCGAUGCUGUUUCUGCCAACAGAUAGGUGAUGGGAUGACAGAUGGCCCAGCCAGGCUGCUCAACCUAGACUUGGACACAUGGGUGCACCUCAACUGUGCCCUCUGGUCCUCCGAGGUCUACGAGACGCAAGCGGGGGCCCUGAUCAAUGUGGAAUUGGCGCGCCAACGAGGGCAAACGGUGGUUUGUGCAUUCUGUCAGCGUUUGGGUGCCACCAGUGGCUGCCACCGACUGCGUUGCCUCAAUGUUUACCAUUUCACCUGCGCCUUGCAGGCCGGCUGUAUGUUUUUCAAGGAUAAGACAAUGCUGUGCCACCAGCACCGGCCACGAGGAUCUGGUGUUGCCGCCGGGUUGCACCUAGAACAGCAACUACGCUGCUUCUCCGUGUUCCGCCGUGUCUUCGUGCAGCGAGAUGAGCUACGACAGUUAGCAGGGGCCGUGCAGCAGCCUGAACGCGGCCAUACUUUUCGAGUGGGCAGUUUGCUUUUCCAUGCAAUGGGUCAGCUGCCACCUGCCCUGCUGCCCACGUUUCAUUCGUCCAUAGCUAUCUUUCCACCUGGCUACGAGGUGAGCCGUCUCUACUGGAGCAUGCGGCACGGCCAGAAGCGCUGCCGGUACAUCUGCUCUGUGGAAGAACAUGAGGGGCGUCCCGAAUUCAGCAUCCGUGUCAUUGAGCAGGGCUACGAGGAUCUGGUGUUGACCGACACCACUGCUAAAGGUGUCUGGGACAAGGUUAUUGGGCCUGUGGCUGAGAGGAGGGCUGAGACAGGUAUGCUGAGACUCUUCCCCAUCUAUCUGAAGGGAGAGGACCUAUUUGGGCUCACCGUCUCAGCAGUUGCCCGCAUUGCUGAAUCGCUGCCAGGUGUGGAGGCGUGCUCGAGGUAUCGAUUCCGUUAUGGACGUAAUCCCAUGUUGGUGCUUCCACUGUCCAUCAAUCCAUCUGGUUGCGCUCGUUCUGAGUUGCAGACGUUCCCCCAUCAUGAGAGGCUGAAGAUCCUCUCUGUGUGGUCCAGAGCAUCUCAGUGCAUCCAGAACUCAACCGUGGUGGAGAGAGGAUCUUCUCACAGCAAGCACUUUGUGCACUCUAAGUCAUCUCAGUACCGCCGACUGACCAGUGACUGGAAGACAAACGUGUAUCUGGCUCACUCUCGCAUCCAGGGUCUUGGGCUGUUUGCAGCACGUGACAUUGAGAAGCAGACCAUGGUGAUUGAAUACAUGGGGGAUAUUCUGCGCACUGAGGUGGCCAUGAGGAGAGAGCUGCUGUACAAGGCUAAGAACCGCCCAGCGUACAUGUUCUGCAUCAGCAGCGAGCGAGUUAUCGAUGCAACCCAGUCUGGCAGCCCUGCAAGGUACAUCAAUCAUUCAUGCUCACCGAACUGUGUGGCUGAGGUUGUGACGUUCGAGCGGGGCCACAAGAUCAUCAUCAGUGCCGCCCGCAGGAUUGAGAGGGGAGAAGAGCUCUGCUACGAUUACAAGCUCACCCCAGCUGCAGAUCAGAGCAAGAUCCCAUGUCACUGUGGAGCUGCCAACUGCCGCAAGUGGAUAAACUAAACAGGAGGGACAACCACAACAGCUCUGAGGUGCCAAUGUACCAGAGGAGAUGUGCAAAGAAGAAACAGCCAAUCCUGGAAGUUGUCUGUCUAUUUUAUUUUUUUUAUGUGCAAGACUAAGAGGAAAACACAACGCGACAAUACAGCAUUGUGUGAGAGCCAUUCGUAUCAUUUCUUGACUUGAAAGGAAAAGGUUCCAUUUUGUGCAUGUGCCAUGAGUCUGUGUGUGUGUGUGUGUGUGUGUGUGUGUG